Messenger RNA from Tachysurus vachellii, 973 nucleotides. RefSeq names its product calpain small subunit 1-like. Bases 179 to 832 code for a protein of 217 amino acids. Gene Ontology annotation, molecular function: calcium ion binding. The transcript has 11 exons. The record is from RefSeq and is a predicted model, not a curated record. NCBI's taxonomy places the organism in Eukaryota, Metazoa, Chordata, Actinopteri, Siluriformes, Bagridae.
AGUGCAUAUGGUUACAAGACCCAGAGUCUCGCAGUGUAUUUUUAGGGCGUGGAACAUUUUAAUGAGCUAGAUUUCUCUACUAGACAAGAAAGUUUCUACCGUGGAAACAGCACAGAACUGGGGUUACUGGAGAAACUUGUAUUCAUCUGAUAUAAUUUACACUGUCUGCAUCAUCACCAUGUUUUCUGCCAAACGGCUAAUAGGAGGCCUACUCGAUGUUGUGAGCAAUAUUGAUCCCUCCCAGUUUGUUCCUUCUGCUCCACCUCCUGCACGAAGACCCUUAACAAAUUAUGCGUCUGCGAAUGAGAGCGAUGAGGACAGACAGUUCCGUAAAGUUUUCCAACAGCUUGCCGGAGAUGACAUGGAAGUUAGCCCUAAUGAGCUGAUGAGCAUUCUCAACAAGAUACUGACCAAGCAUGCUGACUUAAAGACUGAUGGUUUCUCAAUUGAGUCUUGCAGGAGCAUGGUGGCAGUAAUGGAUAGUGACAGUUCUGGAAAAUUGGGCUUUACAGAAUUCAAAUACCUGUGGAACAAUAUAAAGAGAUGGCAGGCCAUCUAUAAGACGUAUGAUGCAGAUCGCUCUGGAACAAUUGGGGCCAAUGAGUUGCCCGCAGCUUUCAAAGCAGCAGGUUUUCCUCUUACUGAUAAUCUCUUCCAGAUGAUCAUUCGCAGAUAUAGCGAUGAAAGCGGCAACAUGGACUUUGACAAUUAUAUCGGGUGUCUGGUGCGACUGGAUGCAAUGUGCCGUGCUUUUAAGACGCUUGACAAGAACAAUUCAGGAACUGUCAGUGUCAACAUAAAAGAGUGGCUUCAGUUGACUAUGUACUCUUAAAGCAAAAAGACUUCAACAUCAAACCCCUGACCACAAAAGUCUUUUGGAUAUUAUGAAUCAUUGUAUGUCUCCUUUUUUUUGUAGAUUGUAGUAACCAGUAAAACUGCAUACUUAAAAUAUAAAUAAAAUAUAAAUACUUUA